UUUUUCGUGUAUUUGUGCGUUAAAUAAUAAGAGUAAUAUCUUUUUCUUUGCCAUAGAAAAUUUCGGUUUUCAAAAACAAUAGAAAUAAACUUACAGAUACACAGAAAGAUAAGAAAUAGGCUUCAUAUCCCAGACUGCUGUCUUGAAUGAAAUUGGUUAUUACUGUCUUCUAUGUCAAGUGCUGCUAAAAUUAAUAUUUGGAGGAAAAUUUGCUGAAAGUUUUUUUAAUUAAUUAAUUGAUGAAAUUUGUUUGAAAAAUGAAAAUUAUCAUUAUCGACUAUUUUUAGAAUUUUUAGCAUAACAGUAAAAAACGCCAUGCGUUUUAGAAUUAUUCAGGAAUGACUAAAUCCCUUAUGAGCCAAGAAUUGUAAUUGAAUUCGCAUAGGAUGCAUUGAUUCUGUGUCAUUUUUCCCAAAUCAUAAGAUAAUAAGAAACUUAAACAAUUUUAUUGCCAAAAAGGAAAUAGAAAUUAUUAAAAAUGGAAUCUAGAACAGAAAAGAAUGAAAGUAAAAUUCUCUCAGCCUUGAAGGACAUGGUAAGCAACAUCACAGUCGAACCCUACCUGUUCUUCUGCCAUGUGGCGUACAUUAUGAGAAUGAUCCCUUUCCAAGACUUGCUAAUGGAUAGAUCCUGCCGAAACACGUUUGAAUAUGGCAACGAUAUCUGCAGUGAUCUUAAAAACCACAAUUAUGAAAAAGAACGAGUGGUAGCGGCAGGUAACGAUCUUUACACAUGGGUUAUGCUCAUAUCCAGUCUUCCAGCCGCCAUUGUUGCCAUCUUUUUGGGUCCUUGGAGCGACAAAUACACUAGAAAAUAUCCUAUGAUCAUUGCAGCAUCAGGCUUAUUCUUGGAAUCCCUUGCCAAUACUAUUCUUACCAUUUUUCCAAAAGUUAAUCCGACAUGGUAUGUAGUUUGUGGUAUUUUUGGUGGAAUCUCUGGAGGUUUCCUCGUCUGUAUCUCGUCAGCUUUCAGUUAUGUAUCUGACGUCACUAAUGAAAGAACCAGAGCUGGUCGUUUUGCCAUUAUCGAAUUCGCCAAUUUAUCAGCCCUUGUCGUCGGUAAUCUACUUGGAGGUCAGAUUUACAAGAAAUUUGGUUACCUGGAAGUUUUUGUCGUCUGUCCAAUUUGCUACGGUGUUGCCAUACUUUAUACCAUCAUUUUUAUAAAGGAAACCAAACCUCCAGUUCCGCCAGAAAACCGCCUCCAGAUGGCCACGGACCUCUUGAGGUUAGAUAACAUCAAGCAAAGCUACAUCACAUGCUCCAAAAAAAGACCCGGGAAUUUGAGGUUCCAGAUAUUGUUAUUAUUCCUCAUAGGCACUUGGCAGAGAUUCACAGAUUUGGGAUCUGUAGCAAUUGCCUUUCCAUUUGCCAAGAAAAUGUACGACUGGGAUGUUACUGAUAUUUCCAAUGCCAACAUCAUAUUUUACACUGUGAUGGCUUUGUUAACCGUAUUAGUUCUGCCAUUUCUAAGUAAUAGAUUGAAACUGCAUGAAGCCGCUCUCGGAUUGAUUGGGAUGCUCUCUCAGAUGUCUAAAAUGUUAGUAGCUUCUUUAGCAUACAAAGACUUUAUGUUUUAUUUCGCUUGGCUUAGUGGAUGUUUAAAUAAUGCCGGUUAUAUAAGUGUGAGAGCAAGAUUAUCGAAAUUGGUUCAUAAAGAAGAAGUUGGGAGCAUAUUUUCAUUGCUUGGUACCUGUGAGUCCUUUACUCCUCUUCUUGGUUCUACAGUUUUUCUCCAAAUGUUUAAUGUUAGUGGAUUUUUCCCUGGACUUCCGUUUGCUCUUGGUGGAUUAUCCCUCAUUCCAUGCGCGUUUGCAUUUAUAUGGAUGACCGGACUUCCAACAGUAUCUCUAUCAGAUUAUGGAAGAGAAGAAGACGGGAGCAAAGUAACUCCUUUAGAAACUAUUACAUCUUCAUCGUACAGCAAACUUGAAGAAGAAAAAUUUUAAUAAAAUCAUUUUGCACUUUCUUGAUACUUGAUCAAGGCAUCAAUAUAUCGUCCAAAUAUUGAAAAGUUGAGAACCACGUAUGCUGUUGAAGCAUAUCUUGUAAAUUUUUGGAAAUAUUAUUCAUGUAAAACGUUUGUAUAAAUAUUAUAUAACCACUUUUAUAAAAAAAAAAAAAAAUUAAAAAAACACUUUUUUGGUAUUUUUCCAUUAGUGGAACAGAAAUCACAACUAAACUUAAGCAUUGGCACGAAAUGAAACCUCAGUGGAAAUAAUAAACUCAUUUGAUGAAGAAAGUUUGAAAUUUUAAAAGAAUUUUUCUUUUCUUUUUUGCUUGUAUAACAACAUGAAAUGGAUUGUUUGACUACUGUCCCGCUUAUAGAAAAGUCUCU
Messenger RNA from Argiope bruennichi, 2337 nucleotides. Its product is annotated as proton-coupled folate transporter-like. Gene Ontology annotation, biological process: transmembrane transport. Lineage: Eukaryota; Metazoa; Arthropoda; Arachnida; Araneae; Araneidae. The record is from RefSeq and is a predicted model, not a curated record. Gene Ontology annotation, cellular component: membrane. Gene Ontology annotation, molecular function: transmembrane transporter activity. The coding region runs from base 479 to 1948 and encodes 489 amino acids. The transcript has 7 exons.